AUGGCGCGCGUAGCUAUGACAGGGACCGCGGCCGCGGACCCGGUGGCGGACGGGGCUGGCGCGCAAGCGCCGGCCACCGUCGUACUGCCGGGGAUGCGCAGCGGACCCUGGAAUCGCUCCGAUCGCGCGCAACUGGAGGACGCGGUGGGUGUCGCACGGUUGUUCGGUGCAUCGUGUGUCAGGCUGAUAAGGCCUGGCUACGCGACCAUCGAGGUCGACCUGAAGCACGAGAAGGCCGCGGGCGACCGCGAGUCGGUGAAGGUGGCGGAGCGCUCGUACAUCGAGCGCACCGCGCCGAAGAAGAAGGAGCUCACUGAUGAGCAGCUCGCGGCUCGAACCGCGUCACGCAAGGCCAAGAAGAUCCGGCAGAAGGAGCGCCGGGCGAAGGAGGCUGGCGAGCGCGCCGCGAACGAGGCCGAGAACGCGGAGCGCCCGCGCGCGCAGCUGCGCGAGAACAUCGAGUACGUGAUGGCCGGGCUGCGGUCUGCAGCUGCGCAGGCGCGCAGCCAGGCCGGGUCCAAAAUAGGAGUCGAAUACUCGCUGCCCCCGGAGAGGGACGACGGGUAUCGACGCGGCCCCAGCAAGGUGUACGCCACAGUUCCCCAGGGGACCGUGGCGACGACGGUCGCCCCGGACUGGCUCGCGAACGAGCUGGCCGGGCGCGGCAAGAUUGAUGCGGCAUGCCGCGACCGCAUGGUCAUGCACCUGAUGACGGCCGCCGGCGCCUGGCGCUUCCGGCCUGUUCCGCGCCUCUUUUUACGCUUUUCAUUGGAGAGGGGGGGACGAGGUCUCAUCAACUUCGAAACCGCCUUUGAAAGGGGGGAAAUGCGUCCGUCCCUAAGCGGGUUGAGGCGGGGGUGGUUUUAUUGCGAAUUGCUGGGGAUGCCAGCGGCGCCUGCCAGGCGCCUGCUGGGCCGCGUGGGCGAGAACGCGGUGUCGCGUCGUAACAACGGGCAGGCCCUUCGGUACGGCGCGGACCGCUAUUACGAGGUCGCGUACAGUAUGCCCAAUGGCGCCGUUCUCUUCCGGUGCUUCAUUGAGAGCGAGUCGACCAAUGACCCUGAGACGGCCCAGACGGCCGAGAUCGUGUGGUGCUACAACGGGGAGGACCUCGCUGCCUACAAGGACGAAGCUCCAGCGCCGCCACCACUUGAUGCGACCUCGGACGACGACGCGCUGGCAGAGGACGCCGCCUUUGCCCCUGGCGCCCGCGUCGAUGCCCGAUAUAAAAAACAGGCGAGGUGGUACCCAGGCUACGUGACGAAGGUCGUGCAGACGAAGAGGGGAACGACCGGCUUCCGUGUCCACUUUGACGACGGCGACACCGACGUGCUGCCGGCCGGCUUCAUCCGCCAGCGGGUCGACAUCGUCUCUCUGCGGGAGAGCUCCCACGCCGACUAA
This is a messenger RNA of Emiliania huxleyi CCMP1516, 1401 nucleotides long. RefSeq lists its product as hypothetical. The transcript is spliced from 3 exons. NCBI's taxonomy places the organism in Eukaryota, Haptophyta, Isochrysidales, Noelaerhabdaceae. The coding region runs from base 1 to 1401 and encodes 466 amino acids. The record is from RefSeq and is a predicted model, not a curated record.